Messenger RNA from Lolium rigidum, 2149 nucleotides. RefSeq names its product WD repeat-containing protein 26 homolog. The record is from RefSeq and is a predicted model, not a curated record. Gene Ontology annotation, molecular function: protein binding. Bases 155 to 1933 code for a protein of 592 amino acids. Lineage: Eukaryota; Viridiplantae; Streptophyta; Magnoliopsida; Poales; Poaceae. The transcript has 5 exons.
CGACGGCGGGCUGCUCUCGGCGUCGUCCACGUGCACUCGCGUGGGGUGGGGAUCGGGCGCCGGAUUGGAGUAACCUACGGAGUUCUGUGGGGGCAAUUUCCCAUCGCUUGUGUAACAUUAUCUCUACAGGUAUAUGGCCUGACUUUGGCAUUUCAUGGGAGGUUUUGAAGAUGAUGAACCACCGUCAAAGCGCGCAAGAGCAUCCUCAGUAGAGCCAGCAAGUUUGUCAGUCACUUCCUGUUAUUCGAAAUCCGCUAAUCCUUUGGGAGGUGCAAUGGCUAGACCUUGGACUUCCCAAGGGAAAGAAGUUAUGAUUGGUUCUAAAGGUAUUAUUAAGAGGGACGAAUUUGUGAGGGUAAUCACAAAAGCUCUGUAUACUCUUGGAUAUGAAAAAAGUGGAGCUGUUCUUGAGGAAGAAUCAGGUAUAACACUGCAUUCCCAAUCAGUGAAUCUUUUCAGAAAGCAGGUGCUUGAUGGAAAUUGGGACAAUGCAGUAGUUACCUUGAACACGCUUGGUCUGGAUGAAAACACUGUGAAAUCUGCUGCAUUUUUGCUGUUGGAGCAGAAAUUCUUUGAACUCUUGAGAAAUGACAAUCUCAUGGGUGCUAUAAAGAUGCUACGGAGUGAAAUCUCCCCCCUUGGUGUUAACAGAAAAAGAGUUCAUGAAAUGUCAAGUUGCAUAAUUUCUUCUUCGCGAGUGCUUGUUUUUUCAAAGCUUGGAAUUGAAUGUUCUAACUCACGGUUCAAGCUCCUAGAGGAAUUGCAAAAGGUGCUUCCCCCUACUGUUAUGGUACCUGAGAGGAGGUUGGAGGAUUUAGUUGAACAGGCACUUACUGUACAACGUGAAGCCUGUUAUCUCCAUAAUUCUAUUGAUGGUUUGUCACUAUAUAUGGAUCAUCACUGUGCGAAGGAUCAAAUACCAUCUCGAGCACUACAGAUAUUGUGUGCACACAGUGACGAAGUAUGGUUUCUCCAAUUUUCAAACAACGGGAAGUAUUUAGCAUCGGCGUCAAAUGAUAAAUCUGCGAUCAUAUGGAAGGUCGAUGAAAGUGGCGAACUAUUGCUGAAGCACGUAUUGACUGGUCAUGAGAGACCAGUGAUGAUGGUUGCAUGGAGCCCUGACGACUGCCAGCUUCUCACAUGUGGAAUGGAAGAAGCCAUCCGGCGCUGGGAUGUUGAAUCUGGCAAAUGCAUUCAUGUUUAUGAAAAGCCUAGCCUUGGUCCGACGUCAUGUGGUUGGUUUCCAGAUGGAAAGCAAAUAUUGUGUGGCUUAAGUGAUCAAAGUCUUUGCUUGUGGGAUUUAGAUGGUAAACAAGCAGAUUGCUGGAAAGGGCAGAGGAUAUCAAAAACAUCUGAUUUUGCUGUAGCAAAAGAUGGCAAACUUAUAAUAACCAUCAAUAGUGAUUGCACAAUUCUUUUAUUGAAUAGGGACACAAAACAGGAGAGGCUGGUUGAAGAGGAUUGUACAAUCACUUCAUUUUCUCUUUCAGAAGAUGGUGAUUUCUUGCUUGUAAAUCUUAUAACUGAGAAGAUUCAUUUGUGGAACAUAAGGAGUGACCCCAUUCUAGUUAAACAGUACACUGGCCAUAAGCGCAGCCGGUUUGUCAUAAGGUCAUGCUUCGGUGGAUUUGAGCAGAGCUUUAUUGCUAGUGGAAGUGAAGAUUCAAAGGUCUAUAUAUGGCACAGAGCUAGUGGAGAUGUUAUCGAGACCCUCUCUGGCCACGCCGGGGCGGUCAACUGUGUAAGCUGGAACCCUACAAAUCCACAUAUGCUCGCAUCUGCAAGCGAUGAUCACACCAUUCGCAUAUGGGGGUUGAAGAAAGCCAGCACAAAGCAUAGGGACCAUGGCAGCAGUACUAAUGGGACCCAAGUGAAUGGUAGCGCCAACGGCAACGGUUUCGUUCAGCAGUGCAACGGGAGCCGCAGCAAAUGAUCGUAGCUCCUUUGGUAGCCCAUGCAAUGCUGUGCUUUCCUUCCUCAGGAAGAACACCGUAGUUUAAGCAAAGCUGCAGCACAGGUGUAGCCGUGUAGGGGGAGUGCAAAACCUGCUUGGUUUCCGGCGACAUCAACUGUCACAUUUAUUUCUCAAUUCAAGAUGGAUAGAAUUCAUAGUAUUUGCUCCGUGUCUAAUAGAUUUUUCUUUGCUCUA